AUGUCGGAUAUGUCAAAGCUUCUCUCCUGGGGCAUCGAGAAUUCGGUGCCUGGUGCACCCGAAGAUAAAAGAACCGAGUUGGAUCCUGCUCUUCUCGCCAAGCUCUUUGGCAACCAAAAGGAUGACUCCACCAUGAUGAAAGAAUCGAUGGCCGCAAUCCUCGACCCCGAGGUACCCCUCCCCGACAAAGAAACCGCCUUCGAUAACUUCGAGAUGCUUGUCGAGAAUCUCGACAAUGCCAACAACAUCGACAAUCUCAAACUCUGGUCCCCGUUGAUCUCUCAGCUCUCUGCACCUGAGUUUCAGCUCCGCUUAAUGGCCGCUUGGUGCAUUGGGACUGCUACUCAGAACAACAUCAAGUCCCAGGAGGCCAUGCACAAGCACGGUGGUGUUCCAAAAAUCGUAGAACUUAUCCUGAAAGACCCGGAGGAGAAGGUCAGAACCAAAGCUGUAUAUGCACUCAGCAGUCAGGUUCGCAACUAUGAGCCGUCAUUGAAGCAGGCACUGGACUUGCUCCCAGAAGAGCUUGCGCUAAAGAAGGAUCUCGACGCGGAGGAUAUGGAGUCUAUCGACGAGCUGGUCCGGAAAUUAAGGGAAAGAGUGAAGAAGGUUAUUAGUGCAUAA
Messenger RNA from Morchella importuna, 624 nucleotides. RefSeq lists its product as uncharacterized. NCBI's taxonomy places the organism in Eukaryota, Fungi, Ascomycota, Pezizomycetes, Pezizales, Morchellaceae. The coding region runs from base 1 to 624 and encodes 207 amino acids. The record is from RefSeq and is a predicted model, not a curated record. The transcript has 2 exons.